Messenger RNA from Plectropomus leopardus (leopard coralgrouper), 1155 nucleotides. It is a transcript of the gene smtna, whose product is annotated as smoothelin a. Gene Ontology annotation, molecular function: protein binding. The record is from RefSeq and is a predicted model, not a curated record. Lineage: Eukaryota; Metazoa; Chordata; Actinopteri; Perciformes; Serranidae.
GCCAUCACAGCUCUCCAGACAAAUCUGUAGCAGCACCAAUAAGAGGGGAAAGCUGAAAACUUCUAAGAAAACUUUCAACAGACACUCAAGUUUGCAUCCUGAAAACAGCAGGUUUGCUCCUCAGACAUGGAGUCAAAAACUGAUGGUGGAUCUGCGUCUAUGACCAGCGAAGAACUGGCUGCUAUUGAGGAUGAAGAGGUUCUCAACAAGAUGCUGGACAAUACUACAGAUUUUGAAGAGAGACGAAUGCUACGUGCUGCAUUAAGAGACCUGCUCAAGAAAAAGAGAGAUAAACGGGAGCAGGAUCGAGGGUCGAGGCAGCAGGACCUGAAACAGCAGGGCCUGAGCAAAGGGGGGACAACAGGUGGAGGUGUUAGCAUAGGCAGAGCGUCCAUGAACCAGCAGACGCCAUCAAACAAACCGUCUGGUCAGCUCUCUCCAUCAGCAGGCAGCAUGGCCAGUCCGGCUGAAGCCUCGGCCCAGAAAUGUCCUGCAGCAGCACCCAAUGUAAAAAAUGUCAAACAGAUGCUUCUGGACUGGUGCAGGGCCAAAACAGAGCCAUAUGAGGGGGUGGACAUCCAAAACUUCUCCUCAAGUUGGAAAGACGGUAUUGCCUUCUGUGCCUUGGUGCACCGUUUCUUCCCUGAUGCGUUUGAGUACUCCAUCCUCAAUCCCAACGAGCCGAGAGACAACUUCCAGCUGGCUUUCAGCACCGCAGAGAGGCUGGCAGGCUGCCCCCCUCUGCUGGACGCUGAUGACUUAGUCCGGAUGAAAGAGCCCGACUGGAAGUGUGUGUACACAUACAUCCAGGAGUUCUACCGCAGCCUGGUGGAGAAAGGCCUGGUCAAAACCAAAAAGCGACUUUAAAGUCUGACAGCUUUUGUGAUUUCAUUAUUUACAAUUAAUACACACAUAAGCAUGAUAGGAGUUCAAAACGAUAAUAUUAAGUCUUUGAAACCUGGAUGGACAUUAGUUUUCCUGCGCUGCAUUUAGACGCUUUUCACAAGUAUUUAAACGUUUGCAACGUGAGCGAAAUGGUCUGAUCUCUGUCAAAAACAUGGGGGGGAAAAGGCAAUCAGUAACUUGGCAUGAAAUAUCCCACAGCUUGCAAAAAAUUAAUAAAAAGGUGACCCAAUAAAAGGGACCUGAAAAUUA